Carassius gibelio (silver crucian carp) is the source of this 3412-nucleotide messenger RNA. RefSeq names its product lysyl oxidase homolog 4-like. The transcript is spliced from 15 exons. Gene Ontology annotation, biological process: peptidyl-lysine oxidation. The coding region runs from base 104 to 2716 and encodes 870 amino acids. The record is from RefSeq and is a predicted model, not a curated record. NCBI's taxonomy places the organism in Eukaryota, Metazoa, Chordata, Actinopteri, Cypriniformes, Cyprinidae. Gene Ontology annotation, cellular component: membrane. Gene Ontology annotation, molecular function: copper ion binding; protein-lysine 6-oxidase activity.
CACACUUUGAUAGAAAGGAAAGUAAUGAAUCAUGUUUGUUUGAUCUUCUCGUGGUCUUCUGUGCGUGGGCUGAUGGCAGGAUCUCCAGCGCUCGAGGAGGUUGAUGUGUAAUGUGUGUGUCCGAGCGCAGGCGGAGGAGAAGAUGAUGAAGAUGAUGAAGAUGAUGAUGAUGGUGGUGGUGCUGGGCGUGGCUCCGCUCGUGCAGGGGGUCCCAGGGUUCCAGGUGCGUCUGGUGGGCGGCAGCAGCAGGUUCGAGGGGCGUCUGGAGGUGCUGUAUAACGGUGUGUGGGGAACGGUGUGUGACGACGAGGUCAGCAUCAGUCUGGUCCAGGUGGUGUGUGUGGAGCUGGGCUUCUCUCGAGGACUCACCUGGGAUCACAGCGCAAGGUUCGGAGAGGGCCACGGUCCGAUCUGGAUGGAUAACGUCCGGUGUUCGGGGGGCGAGAGCUCUCUGUCCGAGUGCCGGUCGAACGGCUGGGGUGUGAGCGACUGCACUCACGCUGAAGAUCUGGGGGUCAUCUGCAGUCCAGAUCCACCCCCCCAGGGUCACGUCCCCCGUUACCCAGAACCCCCUUCACCUCGGAUCUCUAACCUGGUCUCGAACACUCCUCUGCGUGGGCAUGAGAUCGGUCUCCACCGCGGGGCCCGGGGCCCGUCCUCACCGCACCUCAACGGUCAUCGCAUCCAUCUGCGCAGGAACGGGUUCGAGAGCGCCGUCACCCCGCGGGGACACCGGAUCCCAGACUUCCUGCGCAGCAGAGCCUCCUACAGGAGAGCACAGGAAGUGACGCCCGCUCAGACCACCAGAAACCCUGAGAGAUCAGCACCAGCGCCUGAGCCGGUCUAUCCCCGUCUGGAGCACAGCAACAGGAUGGAUCUGGACUUCACCGACGUGGACGAGCAGCCGUCUGGGUCGCUCCGGCUGGACGAGGUGCGUCUCCGACCCGUCCUGACCCCCACUCGGAGCGCUGCCAUGGUAACGGAGGGGGUGCUAGAGGUGAGGCAUGCUGGGAAAUGGAGGCAGGUGUGUAGUCUGGGCUGGGAUCUGAGCAGCAGUCGUGUGGUGUGUGGCAUGCUGGGAUACCCGUCCGCAGAGCAACACGACACACGCGUGUACCGGAAACUGUGGGACUCAAAGAUGGAGGAUCCAGCCACACGGUCUGCGGUCAGUAAGAAGGCGUUCUGGGUCGAGAGGGUUCAGUGUUCGGGUUCGGAGGUGUCUCUGGCACAGUGUCGAGCACAGCUCUCCGUCCCGCGGCACGACGUUCCCUGCUCCGGAGGGAUGCACGCAGUGGUGCGCUGUGUUCCCGGUGCUCAGUUCUCCAGAAGCUCCGCCUCCAGACCCCCGCAGGCUCCGCCCCCUCUGAAGGCGGCGGUGCGUCUGAAGGCCGGUGCACGGCUGGGCGAGGGUCGGGUGGAGGUGCUCCGCGAGGGGAAGUGGGGGACCGUGUGUGACCAUCUGUGGGAUCUGACCGCGGCCAGCGUGGUGUGCAGAGAGCUGGGCUUCGGCUCGGCCAGAGACGCCCCACGAGGAGCGCUCAUGGGUCAAGGUACGGGUCUGAUCCACAUGAACGCGGUGCAGUGUUCGGGACAGGAGCGCUCCAUCACACAGUGCCGCUUCCGGGAGGUGCCACUGCACUCAUGCAAACACUCCCAGGAUGCAUCUGUCCGCUGCAACGUCCCCAACACCGGCCUGAGCGCCACCGUGCGUCUGGCGGGGGGGCGGGAGGCGGCGGAGGGCCGGGUGGAGGUGCUGAUGGAGGUGAACGGUCAGCAGCGCUGGGGCUCCGUCUGCGGUCAGAACUGGGGCAUUAAUGAAGCCAUGGUGGUGUGUCGACAGCUCGGCUUGGGCUUCGCUUCCAGAGCCCAUCAGGAGACCUGGUUCUGGCCCAGCAGCUCCGGGUCCGAGGACGUGCUUCUGAGCGGAACACACUGCAUCGGCACAGAGAUCUCCAUCCAGCAGUGCCACAGGAACAGACAGGUGUCCUGCCCACGAGGGGGCGGAGCCAGAGCCGCCGGAGUCACCUGUGCCGACGCGGCUCCGGAUCUGGUGAUCGACGCGCAGCUGGUGCAGGAGUCUGCGUAUCUGGAGGACCGGCCGCUGCACCUGCUGACCUGCGCUCACGAGGAGAACUGUCUGUCGUCCUCCGCCGCACGCAUGGCCUGGCCCUACGGUCACCGCCGCCUGCUGCGCUUCUCCUCACGCAUCAUGAACCUCGGACGGGCCGACUUCAGACCGCGAGCCUCACGGGAGUCCUGGACCUGGCACCAGUGCCACCGGCACUACCACAGCAUUGAGGUGUUCACGCACUAUGACCUCCUGACCCUGAACGGCACAAAGGUCGCGGAGGGUCACAAGGCCAGCUUCUGUCUGGAGGACACGUACUGCCCUGAAGGUCUGAGCAAACGCUAUGCCUGCUAUAACAUGGGCGAUCAGGGCAUCACUGUGGGCUGCUGGGAUACGUACAGCCACGACAUCGACUGCCAGUGGGUGGACAUCACCGACGUCCGGCCCGGAGACUACAUCUUCCAGGUGGAGGUGAAUCCGUCGCUGGAUAUGGCCGAGUCUGAUUUCCAGAAUAACGUGAUGCGCUGCCGCUGCCGCUACGACGGAGCACGUGUCUAUCUGUACGGCUGCCACAGCGGAGACGCUUACAGCGCAGAGGCAGAGGACCUGUUUGAACACCAGCGUCAGAUCUCAAACAACUUCCUGUGAUGGAGCACGCUCGCUGGGCGGAGUCUGUGUGAUUGACGGGUAGGGGGUGGGGUUAGUGCGAUGAUUGACAGCUCGGCCAGUAUUCAUGAAGCAGAAGAUCAGAAGAACUUCCUGCCGUUAUAAUGAGAGAUUUCUUGAGUUUGUGCAGAUGUUUCCAGCACAUCUCACCGAGGCUGUGUGUGAUUCAUCUUCAUCACCCAGACGAGAUUCACAGGAAACAUGUGACGACACAAAAUAAAGACACUAACAUUGAGAAUCCGUCAUGAAACGGGAACAGUUUUUCAGGUUGUCACCACUUGUAAACGGAAUAGAACUUUUCUUCCAAAAAGUGUAAUUUUUUUCUGCUCGUCAUUUUCAUAUUCUAGUUCACGUUUUUGAAACUUUUAUUUAAUCAAAUAAUCUGAUACCUCAAUUUCUGUUAAUAAAAAGGUUGUAAAACUCAUAGUUCUUGUUGAGUGUUGCGUUGAUGAUUUCAAGAUGUUUUCUGAUGUUGUCAUGAUUAUUUCUCUGGCCACUGGUGCUAGUUUUAGCCUCUCCUUUAGUCUUGAAUAUGAUUCUAGGUUAUUAUGAUUAUUAACAGAGCAGCAGAAUCUGUGUCAGAAAGGUUUCAUCACCGUUGUGUCACAUGCACAGAUUGUGUUUCAAUACUUCCAGUGCUUUAAGUGGCCGGUACACAGCGGUACUCAGUACCGUCAC